AUGAGAUGGAAUGAUAUUUUAUUCACUCUAUAUUACUUGCACUUCGGACGCAUAUCACUCACCCACCUCCAUUUCUUCUUCCAUGGCAUAGUUAAAGGUCACCGCCCUACAGCAAUGGGCAUCACCAAAGCAGCCAUUGCAAACUCAUCGGCCGGAUUUGGUAUGAUGAUGAUCGCCGAUGAACCCUUAACUCUAAAGCCCCACCGCAGUUCAAAGCUUGUAGGAAGAGCACAAGGGAUUUAUGCUUCUGCUUCGCAGAGUGAGUUUGAUUUUUUAAUGGUUUUGAGCCUUACUUUCAUGGAAGGGAAGUAUAAUGGGAGCAGUUUGAGUGUUCUUGGGCGUAACCCCAUAUUAUCCGGCGAGAGGGAGAUGCCGAUCGUUGGUGGAACUGUGGUUUUUAAGUUUGGCCGCGGCUAUGUUAAGGCAAAAACAUAUGAAUAUGAUAAUAAAACCUUAAAUGUUGUAGUGGAGUAUAAUGUCUGUGUUCUCCACCAUUAAUUGAUGGUUGUUCACUCUUCAGAAUAUU
Messenger RNA from Hevea brasiliensis (rubber tree), 526 nucleotides. Its product is annotated as dirigent protein 22. The transcript has 2 exons. NCBI's taxonomy places the organism in Eukaryota, Viridiplantae, Streptophyta, Magnoliopsida, Malpighiales, Euphorbiaceae. Bases 1 to 498 code for a protein of 165 amino acids. The record is from RefSeq and is a predicted model, not a curated record.